AUGAGGCUGACGAUCACGUGCGCAUUCAUUCUGGUUACUAUGGCAACACGUGCAAGGGCGCAAAAUGUCAACUGCGCCAAUCCCGUUGACGUCAUGUUCCUAAUGGAUGGAUCAGACAGCAUUGACGCGUCUGAAUGGAGUAAGGAGAAAGAUUUCGUGGCCCGCAUUGUGAUGGCACUGGAUAUCAGCCCUUCGACUGUCAACGUAGGUUUCACCGUAUACAGCUCGGACAUUCACACACACACGGGGCUGAACCCUUUCCAGCCGAAGGUCGUCCUGAAUGCGAAGAUCAGAAACGUGGAGCACCCCACGGGGAUCGCCACCAAUACCGCAAUGGGCAUCGCUCACGUUACGCAGACGCUUAAGGAGCAGCCGCGUACGCGCGCAAACGCCCCAAAGAUCAUGAUCGUGAUCACCGACGGCACUUCCGUGAACCCGGCAGAGACCAUCCGGCAGGCGCAGGACGCCAAGGCUUCCGGCAUCACCAUCAUCGCCGUCGGUAUCGGCAACACGGCGUUCGUAGAGGAGCUGCGCGAGAUCUCCUCAAGUCCGCAGCACUACUACCAGGCGCCGGACUUCGAUACGCUGCGCGGGAUUGAGACGCAGAUUAGGAACAUCAUCUGCAGAGUCGUUACAACGACGAGAGCUCCUAUUUUCGUUCCACCAACCCAACCGCCGUCUCUGGUACCUAUACAAGGAAACAUAAAUUGCAACAACCCGGCCGACAUAAUUUUCCUCAUCGACGGUUCCGACAGCAUCAGCGAUCAGGACUAUGUGAGACUGAAGAGUUUCGUCGCCACUUUGAUAGAAAACUUCGAGGUCAGCCAACAAGCCAUCCACGUGGGCCUCAUCGUCUAUAGUAGCGCAAUCGGUGACAAAGUACCACUCUCCCCCUUCAAGAAUAAGUUCCUCCUCAAGGCUCUGGCUCGGAACCUGAACCACCCCCGGCUCGGUACGGACACAGGCGGAGGGCUGGAGGCCGCCUCGAACAUGAUAAGGGAACAAGGGCGUAAAAACGUCCCGGAGAUGAUUGUCGUCAUUACAGACGGACGCUCAACCAUUCCCUAUAAGACUAUCAUGCAGGCUGCAAAGGCGAAGGCAGAGGGCAUCACAUUGAUCGCCAUUGGCGUCGGCAAGGAUAUCUUCUCGCAGGAGCUGAACGUGAUAGCCAGCGGCCCAAAGUACGUGUCCGAGGUCGCAGACUUCACAUCCCUGGAGAGCAUUAUUAACGCCAUGCGGGAUCUCAUCUGCACGGCCAUCACGACGCCGACGCCGAUAACUACGACGAUGAUGCCUAUAACGCCACCGCCUUCCAUUGACCCGCCAGAUUCCGGACUCAUUUGUACGGUGCCUGGUGACGUCAUUUUCGUACUGGACGGUUCCAACAGCAUCCACCCGAAUGACUGGAUCAGACAGCGCAACUUCGUCUCCAAUCUUAUAAAUAACCUUGAGAUCGGUCGCCAGUAUAUUCACGUCGCGGUUGUGGUAUACAGCACCGGUAUCGGUGAAGUCAUUCCGCUGGUCCCCUUCCAGCCACAGUCAGUACUUAGCAACCGCGUGGGGAAGCUAGUCCAGCCCAGUUACGGAACAGACACAGCCCUGGGUAUCGAGAGGGCUCGACAGAUCCUCACGGACCAGGGCCGCAAGGACGCUCCGAAUGUCGUCAUCGUCGUCACCGACGGAAAGUCCACACACCCCGACAGGACGCACAUCCAAUCGAUGAUGGCGAAGGCUGAUGGAGUCACAAUGUUCGCCGUCGGUGUCGGUCCUGACGUCUUUGAGGACGAGAUGCACAACAUCGCAUCAUCCGGUGCUCAAGUGUUCAAGGUCGCAGACUUCGUGUCGCUCCAGAGCAUCAUAAAAGUGCUAAGGGAUAAGAUUUGUCAAGUCGUGCAAACGACUACGUCGGCCCCAGCCACGAUGCCGACCACGACGAUGCCGACCACGACGGUGAUGGUGACGCCGUCAUUAGUUCAGCUCUAUCCAUGCGACGAGAGCCGCACGGAGGCAGAUAUCAUGUUCUUGGUGGGCGGUACUAAAACAAUGAGCCCAUACGAUUGGAUGAUGAGCAAGCACCUUGCUGCAAACUUUCUGGAUGGGCUUGCGAUCGCUCGAGAAUUCUCGCACGUCGGCGUCGUCGUGUCGGAUUCUGGCCGGUCUGACACCAUCGGAAUGUCGCCAUUUAAAGCCAAAAAAUAUUUACAGGAAAUGUUCCGCGGGUUACUCCACCCGAAUGGCGACAUGGAUACUGCGACCGGGCUGCGCAAGAUACAGAAUUUCUUUGACGCCUCGGGACGCCCCAGCUCGAAGAAACUUGUCGUGUACCUCACGAACGGCGCGUCGGCGUCUCCUGCAGAUGCCGCCAGGGAAGCCGACAUCAUGAAGCGCAAAGGCGUGGACAUCGUCACCAUGGGGAUCGGCAACCGGCUGAACAGCGCAGAGCUGCAGGCCCUGGCGUCCAAGCCGACCUUAACUUUCAGCAGCCCAGACAGCGUUAGCUCAUUCCGGCGUCUGCCUGAACUGCAGCGCGCCGUCUGCGAACUUCUUCGCAAGCCAAUAACAACAACACAAGCACCAACGACUCCAAGUGAUCUUUGCGCAGGUUGUUUGAUCGACAGCGGGACGGGCUACAACCCCGUGGCAGGGGACUGCACUCGUUACGUGCAGUGCUGGCGAGAUGGCCCCCAUAUCCGGGCCCUCGUGCGCUCGUGCCCAUUCGGACAGUUCUGGGACGCCGACGCAAUCACGUGCAGGCCGUCUUUCCUAGUGCGAUGCUCUGCAGAUCCGUGCCGCUCCGCGGACUCAAUGUUCACAUACAGCAUGCCGGAAUACGGAUGUCGAGGCUACUGGAAGUGCAUUGACGGCUUCAGCGUCGGCCACUGCUGCCCCGCCGGAAGUGCCUACGUGGACGGCAUGGGUUGCCGAGAGACGAGCACAUGCAGCGAGAUGUGUCCGCCGAGAGGGGGCGUGGCCGUAAACCCAACGUGUGACAGGAAACCUCACUGGGACUCGCGUUACUACAUCGAGAUUGUAUACGGCCGCGGAGAAAUAGUCCGUCCAUGUCCGGCUGGGACUAUUUUCUACGAGAAGAAAUGCGAGUGCGACUUCGGCUUGUCCGGUCUGCUUCCCGCCACACCGCAUGUCCAAUGUCAGCCCGCCGCAUCGUUCCCAUUUAACCUUGACCUAAUGGACAAGUCUCAAUUCGGCUCGAAUGUCGGAAUCAACGGGGUGCGACGGACAGACCUCGGUACCGCUCACUUUAACCACAACGGAACCAGCAACAUGAACCUUUGGCGAUUUGCUGGCGGCGACUGGGGUAACCAACUGGUGAUUAAAUUCAAGUUCCGGUUCGACUUCAGCAAUAAACUCGUCGACUACGGCGGCAUUCCCGUCGACCUCGGUGGACCGGAUAUGGAUCUUGGCCUCGUCAGCGACUACCACAUGACUGACAUUGACUGGCGGCUCUGGGACCGCUUGCGUCAGAUCCGGUCCCUCGAAGAUUGGAGGCGUCUACUGAACGAAUUCGGCCAGUCGCGAACAUUCUAUAUAUUUCUGGGAACGCUCGGUUUCAAACCCGGAACAUCAAACUCCCAUCAGGUGUUGAGCAUAUUGAGCACACCUGAAGCAUAUGCCCAGUUCCAGAUCUUGCUAGACCAGAUGCAGGGGCGUCUGAAUGCCGAUGUGAACAUCGACAGGGCAACUUCCGGCGGCCUCAGGGAGAUCCUUACGCUCCUUCGGUCAAUGAGGGAUGUGAUAGACUGGGGUUUGAUAACGCGGCGACUAAGAGGAGAGGAGACAGUCACCGUGCCACCUAACGCCAUUGCGCAUCUGACCGGAACUGGCGAGUAUCUCUGGGACGGCAGGUCUUCAAUGUGGAUCCGGACCGCUCCUUCCGGUACUUUACCUAUACCACCGACCGUAACUUGGCAGGGUGCAGACGAACACCUCCUGAACAUCGGCGGCACCGAAACGGCGUCAGAGUGGCGCUUCAACGAGAAAUCUGGUCAGUGGGAGCGCUACGCCGCCAUCGACAUCGGCGGAGGUCAUCACGGACAGUACGAGUGGCUGACCGCGUCCGACGCGCGAGCCGCCGGGGAGCAGACCUCGCAGACUUCCGGUAAUGCUGGGGUGGAGUUCUGGCAAUGGAACGCGACUGGCUCCCAGCAGCCCAUUCGGGCGUCAACGUCCGUAAACGGUACCGGGUCCUACGCCGCAACAGGAAACUCUUCCGGUGGGAUUGCUGGCAUGUCCUGGCAGGAUAUACUCAAUAUGCUAAAUGAUGCUCAGAACAACACUUCCGGUACGUGGCAGUGGACAACACACGGCACAUCCGGUGACACGACGCGCGCAGCAAACCAGCAGGCUCUGGAGGCGUUAAUGAGGCAGUUCAAUAUUGGUGGCGGAGGAAGUGGCGGUGUCGGUGGCAGCGCAACGUGGCAGUGGAACGCAUCAGAACUCAGACGUCGAGUGGAGGAGGCCCGCCUUGCUGAAUUAGGGGCCUCGCUAACUGGUGGUUGGAACUUCCAGACGGGAGGCGGAGUUACGCAGAAUUUAGGAGGAACCGGUCAAAUUGGUGGUGUCGGUCAGGCCGAUGGAUGGGGUUUCCAAAUGGGCGGGGGAGCAGGUCAAACUGGAGGUGCUAAUAUGAUCGAUGGGUGGAACUUCCAAACGGGCGGAGGAGCAGGUCAAACUGGAGAUGCUAAUAUGAUCGAUGGGUGGAACUUCCAAACGGGCGGAGGAGCAGGUCAAACUGGAGGUGCUAAUAUGAUCGAUGGGUGGAACUUCCAAACGGGCGGAGGAGCAGGUCAAACUGGAGGUGCUAAUAUGAUCGAUGGGUGGAACUUCCAAACAGGACUCGGGGCCUCACAACUUGAGAGCGGAGCGGGUCAGACCGGAGAAUGGAAUUUCCUGACCGGCGGAAGCGCAAAUCAGGCUGGUAGUGGAAUUGGGCAGACGGACGGUUGGGCUGGUCAGUUUGGUGGAGAGGCAGGUGUUACCGGCGGCUGGGAAUUUCAGACAGGAGGAGGGACUUUAAAUGCCGGUGGAAUGGCAGGUCAAACCGGUGGCAUGUCGAGUCAGACAGGAGGGGCCUCUGGUCAAACUGGCGGAUGGUUUGGCCAGACAGGUGGAACAACUGGUGGCACUAAAUCCGGGAUGGCCGGGUCAGGCUUUGAUAUCCAAGAAUUCCAGCGGAUGGUACAGGAAAUGGCAGCGCGCAUGCAAGGGGGCGCAACUGGUGGAUCUGCUCAGACGUCGUUCAACUUGUCUGGAGAGUUCUCUCCCUCUGGAAACACGUUCACAGGAAGCAACGUAGAAAGCACGGGUCUCGACACGGGUAUGUUUAAGAGCCUCCUGCAGGAAAUGGCGCGUGAGAACGCAGGCGGCUCUGGGUACUUCAACAUGUCCGGAGAGUUUAUGUCGACCGGCGGAUCCGCAAGUAGUGGCUCCAUUGCAACCAGCAAGGGCAAUCAGUCGGGAAGCAUCGAGUCCAUCCUGCAGCGUCUGGCCGCCACAUACGGCAUUGCACCCGGCAUGUUGGACACAUCCGGAAUAUACGUAACUGCGACCGGAACAGGAAGUGGGGGAGCAACUGGUGGCGCAACUGGUGGUGCAACUGGUGGCGCUGCAGGCUUUGACGUCAACAGACUGAACGUUGUUCUUCAACAACUGUCUGACCUAAUACGAGUCAAUAAGGGACAGAACACAGGCAAUAUGGGAGGAAAUAACUUCGAAGGUGGCUCCAAACGUACCGUGCAGGUGCGCGUUGAAAAUGAAAGGCCUGUCCCGAAUAAUCAGAUCGCAGGAGGCCGGGUCGUGGGCGGUUCUUUUGGAGUGGGAUUCCAAGGCGGAAGUGAGGGUGGUGGCAGCAGCAGCGGAGGCGAAGGUGCGUUUUCCCAGGGCUCACAGACAUUCAGUCAAACGGUAGGCGCACCAUUUGAGCAGGGUUCGAAUGCAAAUGGCGCUAUUGAGGCGGCAGGAAUUGACUUUGUAGUGUUCCCCGUGAACACUGAACCCGUCGCUGGCCCUGCGCAAAGCGAAGUAAAGACUAUCUCUCAAACUGUUAGGAUUUCAAAUGUUAGGCCCACGAAUACUGCGAACAAUGUUAAACGAGUACAAACAUUUUCGCAGAGCGGAGGCGGAGGUGCCGCAUUAAAUAGUUCUCCACAAGCCGUCAAUAAUGUUGAGGCCACAGUGAUGACCGGAGGUAAUUCUGUAAGGUUCGAUGAGCCCCCUGCAAGCUCUUCAAGAGAUAUUGAUAAUGUAGAGGGGACCAUGCAAACCGGAAGUGUUUCGAUAAUGUUGAAUAGACCAACUGACACCGUAAGCACUUCGCAAACCGGUAAUAAUUUUGAAGCCGCGGUGCAAACCGAACGUGAGGCUAGAAUUGUUAAUAUACCCACUGUAAGCUCUUCGAAGGGUUCUAACACUGUAGAGGUUACAGUCCAAUCCGGCGGGGGUUCUAGAAUAUUAAAUGUACCUACUGUUAAUUCUUCGAAGGGCUCUACCACUCUAGAGGCUACAUUCACGUCCGGUGGUGAUUCUAGAAUGUUAAAUAUUCCCAAUGUGAGCUCUUCGCAGGCCGUAAAUAAUGUAGAGACAACAGUGAUAACUGGAAAUGAUGCUAGAACGUUUAAUGGACCCUCACAAAGCACUUCGCGGGCAAUCAAUAAUAUAGAGGCUACAGUGAUACGCGGAAGUGAUGCUAGAAUUGCUAAUAGGCCCAGUGAGAAUGUCAGCACUUCGCAGGGCAUGGCUAAGAUUCAGUCAACAUCGCGAACCGGAAGCGGUGGUACCUUCACAAUAAAUUCGAGCGCCAACGGCGGCAAUACCGUGUUCACUUCCGAAAGGAAAGACCAACCAGUGUCUGGUUCAAGGAAUGUCGUCACGAUAAAGCAAUCUGUUCAGGGCGGAGGCGGAAGUGGAGGCGGAAGUGGAGGCAGUGCCUUCGCAGACAUGUCAGGGAUUCCCCGUGGUGCGGGAGCCCGGGGUGUCAGCAGGAGCGAGGAAGGGCGGUUUAUGGGUAUACAUGUGCCGGAAUCUAACUCGGGCUUUAUUUCCGGUGCCUCCAUUGUUGGUGGCGGGUCAGCUUCCGGGUCCUCUUCGUUGUCACGGUCAUCGGGAGGAGCUUCCGGUACACAGGUACUGACCGACGUAAGUGGAAUGUCAGGCGGCGACUUCACGCAGAUGGGCAAAGUCGUAGGGUCAGGCGGCGGUAUAAGGCGCGUCAUCGAUACCAACAUGAAGCGACUUCCGGCCGGUGAUGUCAGUUUCAAUGCCGACGGCGGCGUCAAUCUGGCUUCUCUCGGAAUCGACGGCAAGGACGCCGCCAAUAUCAUUCGAAAAUCGGUGCGAAUCGAGUCGGCCGGAGAUGGUCAGAUAGUGGGCGGAGCUAUAGAGGGAGGAGGAGGUGAAUUCGUUUCGGGUGGUUCGGGCCAGAUUAGCGGAGGACAGGGUGGUGGCUUUUCAUUCAGUUCCGGAAGUAGAUCUGGCGGCGGAGGUUUUACGGGCGGCGGGGGCUCGAUGUCGGCCGGAGGAGGGAUGUCGGUCGCCGGUGGAUCGGCUUCCGGAAGAGCUGGCGGCGUCUCCGGAUGGCAGUCCGGCAACCUCAAUGUGAACGAACUUCUACCGCUGUUAGCCACAGAAAACGUCUUGGACGGCAUGACAGCCAAACGUCGCAGAAAGAGGUCGCUCAGAAAUAAACGUCAGGUGGGCAACACCAGGAAACAAGAGUUUCAAGCCUUGGUCACCAACUGUCAAGGUCGAGGUCAAGGACCCUCCAUCAUGGUGGUUGCCAAUCAAAACGAGGUCAAGAUGGCGCUGAAGACGUACCAUAAUGACCCAGUGGUGGUUAACGUUCCCGCGGUGGAGGGCUGGAAUGACGUAACGAUGAUAUACGACGGCAAGACUCUGACAGGGAUCGUGGAGAAUUGGCAGGGGUUCAACAGGGCUUCUACUUCGCUGAAAGGUAACGUGGAGACACGGCAGACGGGACUGCUCGUUGGCUCGUGCGAGGGAUUCCAGAGCUUCAGCGGAGAAAUGGACGACUUAACGGUAUACAAAUGUCUGUCUCCCGCCAUCAUGGAAUUACGGGAUCGUGUUUUACGAAAAUAGGUCGCACAUAGCCCAACAACGGCCGUCGUGAACACUUGAAGUGAACAUUCAUUAUUUAUGUAUAUACGCACUUUUGAAUUGUAUUCCCGACUUUUUUGUAAAUGUUCGAUAAUUUUUUUCAUUGAUAAACACUUAUUAUAAGGUUGAACAUACCUAUGUGAGAAUCUAAUUCAAAAUUGUAUGCGAUUUAAAAAUUCUGACAUCGUGUCGUAAAUGUACUUUUUUAGAACUUACCUGUAUAACUUUGCAAAAUGUGCUAGUUAAACCGCCUUUGUUUUUACUUAGGACUAUAACAACGGAGUUGUAUUAAACUUAUGCACUUGAAGACCCUAUAUUUUAUUCUUAUUGUAACGUAACUCUUCAUUUUCAUUGAUUACUUAUGAAUAAAGCAACGAGGGGGGGGGGGGGGGGUCAUUAUAUGACUUGUGCAUGCAAAUAUAAUUUUUGAGACCAUUAAAUACUAUGCACUUUUUAUCGAAUGUUAAUUCCGAGUCCUGCAUUAUUGUCUUGAUAUGUUCGGAAACGCUUCCUUUAGUAAUGUUUUUGAACCUCAACUACUCGAUCACAUCUAGUUGAUCCGCUUUGUGUGAUCACUGAGUGUACGAUUUAAGUGAUUAAAUACUAUUUUCUACGAA
Molecule: messenger RNA, 8747 nt
Organism: Dreissena polymorpha
Lineage: Eukaryota; Metazoa; Mollusca; Bivalvia; Myida; Dreissenidae
Exons: 42
Coding region: 1-8112 (2703 amino acids)
Cellular component (GO): extracellular region
Molecular function (GO): chitin binding
Source: RefSeq, a predicted model, not a curated record